Molecule: messenger RNA, 1572 nt
Organism: Zonotrichia albicollis (white-throated sparrow)
Lineage: Eukaryota; Metazoa; Chordata; Aves; Passeriformes; Passerellidae
Source: RefSeq, a predicted model, not a curated record
GGCUGUGGAUGGAACCUUUGGGUUUUCUAGGAUUUUUAUGGAACUGGGGGCGACUUUAACGGGGCUGAUCCGGGAGGAUCUAUGGGGUUGUAAUGGGGCUGAAAUCUUUAGGUUCUUUAGGAUUUUUAUGACUCUCGGGGUAGUUUUGACUGGGCUGACCUGGGGGAGUCUGUGGGGUUUUUAUGGGGCUGAGGCCGCUCUGAAUGAGGGAUCCCGGAGGGUCUCUGGGGCUGAGCUUGGGCUCAAUCCCGGGGUUCAUCCUGGUUUAUCUGGGGUUAAUCCUGAGUUCCUUGGGGUUUAUCCUGGGGUUGAUCCUAGGGUUUAUCCUGGGCUCAGUCUUGGGCUCUCUGGGGCUGAUCAUGGGGUUCGUCCUGGGGUUCUCUGGGGUUGAUCCUGAGUUCCCUGGGCUCAAUCCUGGGGUUAAUCCUGGGCUUUCAGGGGUUCAUCCUGGGGCUGAUCCUGGGCUCAGUGCCUGUUUCAAUCCUAAUCUCUUUGGGUUCAAUCCUGGGCUUAAUCCUGGGCUCUCAGGGGUUGAUCCUGGGCUCAAUCCUGACCUCUCUGGGCUCGAUCCUAGGGUCCAUCCUGGGGUUAAUGCUGGGGCUAAUCCUGUCCUCUGUGUGGGUAAUCCUGGGCUCUCAGGGCUUUAUCCUGGGCUCAGUUCUAGGGUUCAUCCUGGGGCUGAUCCUGGGCUCUGUGGGGUUGGGGCUUAGCUCAAUCCUGAGCUCGAUUUUGGUCUCUCUGGGAUCGAUCCUGGGGCUCCUUGGAGCUCAUCCUGGGGUUCAUCCUGGGCUCAAUCUUGGGGUUCAUCCUGGGGCUGAUCCUGGGUUCAAUCCUGAUCUGCCUGUGUUUGAUCCUGUGGUAAAUCCUGGAGCUGAUCCUGCUCUCCCUGGGCUCAAUCCUGGGCUCCCUGGGGCUGAUCCUGGGGUUCAUCCUGGGCUCAAUCUUGGGGUUCAUCCUGGGGCCGAUCCUGGACUCUCUGGGGUUGAUCCUGAGCUCAAUCCUGGGUUUGAUCCUGGGGCUGAUCCUGCUCUCCCUGGGCUCAAUCCUGGGCUCAAUCUUGGGGUUCAUCCUGGGGCCGAUCCUGGACUCUCUGGGGUUCAUCCUGGGCUCAAUCCUGUGGUCAAUCCUGGAGCUGAUCCUGCUCUCCCUGGGGUUGAUCCUGAGCUCAAUCCUGGGUUUGAUCCUGGAGCUGAUCCUGGACUCUCUGGGGUUGAUCCUGGAGCUGAUCCUGCUCUCCCUGGGCUCAAUCCUGAGCUCAGUCCUGGGUUCAAUCCUGGGGCUGAUCCUGCUCUCAAUCCUGGGCUCAAUCCUGAUCUCCCUAUGUUUGAUCCUGUGGUCAAUCCUGGAGCUGAUCCUGCUCUCCCUGGGCUCAAUCCCGGGCUCUCUGGCACUGAUCUGGGCUCAAUCCCGCUCUCCCCGUGGUUAAUCCCGUGGUUAAUCCUGCUCUCCCCAUGGUUAAUCCCAUGGUUAAUCCUGUGGUUAAUCCCGUGGUUAAUCCUGCUCUCCCUGUGGUUAAUCCCGUGGUUAAAUCCUGCUCUCCCCGUGGUUAAUCCCGUGGUUAAUCCCGUGGUU